AUGAACGACGAGUGGGCCCGCGAGACUGUCCAAAUGUAUUCCGAGAAUGAAGUUGGUCAGGUCCCAGGUCACUUCCUGAAAAUUGACGGAAAAUCUGUUGUUGCAUAUGCCACAAGGACAGAUCCAAAAAGUAAGUAGAUAUUCAAGUUUUGGAACAUGUUCACAGCUUUCUUGCAAACAAGGUCGAGUUAAACGGCCAAGAAACAAAAGUUCAGUGUUAAUCAAAUGCAGCAGUCUUCGGAUAGGAGGCAAAUCCAACUAUGGCCGUUACUAAGAAUAACAUGGAAGGCGCUUAUUUUGUAAAAGUGCGGGUAAUGUCAUGGAACGCUUUCGACUAGUCAUGCUUAGAAAAUGAAAAAAACAGAAUAAAGCAAAACAAAGCGAAUCCAAAUCGAUCAUUUUCUGCCUUUCCAUUGAUAUCAAUUUGUGUUAUUUUUGACAGCUCAGUUAAAGGUUCAUCAUAUUAUGGACAUGAUUGGUCAAAAAGCAGUUCAAAUCAUUAUUUUGGAGAGUAGCAGCGGUGGAACCGCAGUGACCGUAAACAAAAUAGAUGACACCGUCUUUGUAAAGGUAUCACCACUCACGGGGAUGGAACGUUAAUGGGUGUGGGUCAGGAAAGUUUAAUUUAUUUACUAAUCAAAAAUAGUCAGAACAUUCAUGCAUCUCUUGGAGCCCUCAUUGCCCCAUCCUCCCCCCCCCUUCCAUCCCUCCCUCCUUCCCCCCCUCCCCUCCCAGUCACUUUUCUGAUAGUCCAUCCUCCGGUGAGAAUUGUGCGAGGUCCAUGAAUAUCCAAGCAUCAAAUCCGCUUGGUUUAAAAGCUUCAAUUACUUUCAUUGCUACCGAAAUGAUUUAAUUUUCCUCAGUUUUGGAAACACUUGGAAAUGGCAGGAGAUAACUGUGAUACAUAACCGGCUUAAAUUCAUUUACCGAAAUGAUUUAGCUUUUCUUACUUUUGGACACAUUCGGAAAUAGAAGGAAAUAAUGCUGACACAUAACCGGCUUAAAUUUAUUAAAGGAAGCUGGAAAUUACUAACUGAAUACAAUGUGUGAAGUUGAACGCUUCCUAGAGACUUUCUAACAAUAAUAUAACCCUAUCUGGUUUAAGAACUAAUUCAGUGUUUUUUCUCUACUAGACUCUGUCGACAUCUCUGUCAAGUCUUAUCACCUUUAAACAAGUGAAACGUCUUUAUCCUGAAAUUCUGUUUCGAAAAGUAUCCAGAGUAGGUGGGAGUGAGAUCUUUUAUUUAAAGUCAUACCUUAGUGGUAAGAGGCGGAUUUUGGGUUUUGAUAAAAAAGGUCUUCCACUGAACACCAGCCAGGUGAGGCCUAAUUCUGUGGAAAGUUUUAUCACUAUUCUAUAAGAUCAUGGAUAGAAACAGAGAACACACAUGCGCAGUAAAUGGAGUAAUUUUGAAAUGAAAAUUUCUAUCGAUAAUAUGGAUAUGAAACCAAACCGUUAACUCAUAAACCGAAGACAUGUAGAAAGACUGGCAUCAAGAAUAAAAACAGAAUGAAACUAAUCAAAUGCGUCUCUUGGUUGAGCUUGUCUUGUUUUCAUCGACCUUCAUCAUUUCCCCUUGGUCUUCGAUUCAUUUUUAAAACAUAUUAAAACGCUACACCUUUGCUUGAAAACUAGUUUUUGUUCCAGUUGCGUUGGUGCUUUAGAUAAGUAAUCGGCUCACUCCCAAGGAAAAAAGUGCAACACUAUGCACUUUACCUGAACUUAUCCUUUCAGUAUACAAGACUUUGAAUUAGAAAUAUGAACCUUAAAGGUGAUUGCUCGCCAGUACAUUAACCUCUGUAGCGCAGAUAAAUUUAUGAAUAUAUAUAGUUUCUCUUUGUACUACUCUAGUGGGAAAGUUUUUUUUGUCAAUUGUAUAUUGAGAGUAAUACGUGAUCGCAUAAAUUUUAGUUGAUUUCCCUCUUUGACUGGUCGAGACAGUUUGCCCAAAUCAGAUGCAAAACUAAAUCCAAUCGUGACUUUGCCCUCCUGUUUUUCGGCUCUUCAGACAGUUUUCUUGUUUUUAUUAUCAUUUCGCAUUCGCUUCUUGACGCCUCUUCACUUAUCCUGAACUUUGAAUUAUCUUUGCAGCGCAGAUAAUAUGGUAUGCAUACGCCCCGAAAUCCUCACGCAGCUUGUUUUCUAUUUGUCCCACUCUAAUAAGAAAUAUUUAACUUCUUUCUUAAGAGAAGUUCUCAAUUGUUAAUCGAUAGUGGUCGCUAAUCUUGCAGGGUUUAGUUUAUUUCCCUAUUUGAUAGGUCAAGAAAAUUCGCGCCACCUUAUCAACCAAUCAGAAACAAAACUAAUUCCAAUAUUGACUUGGCACUCUUGCUUUUUCGCACUCCGAACAGUAUUCCUGUUUCAACUUUGAGCAGUCAUUGGUUCCGUGAGGCAUUUUACCCUGUCCCGAUUAGCCGUUCGGGUUAUUUUGGGUUUAGUUUUAGCUAGCGUAUGCUACCGUUACCAAAAGCGUUACCGUUAUCUUAUUGUGUGACACAGUUAGCCGUGAUUUCUCGGAAGCUUGUAAACUCUCGAAACCAAGCUAAACUUAACUAUCCCGACCCUUGUUAUAACGAACUGGCAGCCUGUCCAGUGAGCGCAUUGAACAUGAAUGAUAAAAUUAAACGAAUCAGCUGUUGAAUUUGAGAACAAUGGGCCAUUGAUUGAAUCACUGUCACGUGACAAGGUGGACUUUGCUAGAAAAAUUCUUCAAUCAAUGUUGACGUCCCAGUUGGUGUUUCUAGGAAAUCACUGAUACCUCACAGACGACAAACAUGCAGAAAUCCCAAACGCGGGUCAUUGUUUUGCCUUUUUGGACGUUUGCUGUCCUUGUAACGGCACUAGUUGGCCUAUUCCCAGCGUUACUGUAUUGUAUUGGUGAGAUUGUAGUGCUGAAAUCACGCUUUGAGCAACAACAGCAGACAAUCGAGUACUUAGAAAACGUCACAGCGCAUAUUCAACGCAGAACUGUGGAAAACGAUUUCUCGAGCGGCGAAACGCAAGAGGCUUACCAGAGUUUAAUGAAAUGGAAGGUUUGACGUUUUUACGUUUACUUGAUUGACAAUUUUCAUUUUGAACGACCUCGAGGUCUUAGAAACCGGUCGCUCAAUUAUACACACAAUUGUCAAAGCUUGGCAGCUACUUAGGAACGCAAAGCACAAUUACUCAUUCUUUAUCGGGUUUAUACACGACCUUAACGUCAAUUGACAUCGUUUCUACACUAACUCAGAGGUCGUCCACAUAGGUAUCUACAAGAAAACCAAGCUAGAUAUUUAUUUGUGGAAAACUAAACGUCAUUUCCGCAUUGUACAUUGUUUAGGAAAGCGAAAUACGACUGAUGAGACAGAGGAGGGACACUGGUUCACGAAAAAAUGAUUCAUGCCGCUGCAGGCGAGGUAGAUAUAUCACUGAGAUUUUCAUCCAGUUUAUGCAAAACUACAAAAUAUAACAAAAAGAAUGGGACUAGGCGCAAGUCAAUAUCGGCUUGGGGUGUUAUUUAGCAGCCUUAGAUAGAGGGCUAGUGCAUCGAGUUUAUAAAAUCCCCUUUCCCCCCUUUCCCUGCCCAAUACCCUUCCCCUUUUGUAAAGAGUCUGGGGCGCAAGGGAAAGCAGCAAUGUUCAUUCUGAAUGAGAAGACAAGCGGCCAAAUAAGCGGUCCAAAAAGCCCGGGGUUCGUGAUAAAAUGAUAAAAAAUUGGCCAUACAUAUUUUUUGCUUAAAACACUUUUUCUCGGCAAUGAGGCAUCCUAGAGGCACACACAAAUUAUGCUUUUCCCUGGGAACAGACAAUUCCCAGAAUUCUCCCCUUUCCAACCCCUCUUCCCCCUCCUUUCUCUCCCCCCCAACGACCUUCGGCUGCAGUUCAAUUGCAUUCCUAGCAGUUUAUUCCUUACUCUAGCGUUUCACUUUUUCCGUCUAAAUACACAGCCCACAAGAAGAGAUUUGUAAAAUGAGGCACUUCUUCAAUUGUUCGCAUAAUGCUUAUUUUGCCUUUACUCGAGCUGUUGGCUGAAGUCCAUGAAAAGCUUAUUUCUCGGAAGUCCUCUCUUACAUCAAAAAUCGCUUUUUGAACGAGGUGUGAAAUUCAAUGCUGCGACAGGCCUAAAAUAAGAAAGCUGUUCGUUUUCCAAUUAAUUCUAAAAGAAAGGAAAAAAAAGUUUUAACUUGCGACCUAAUUUGCUUUUUAUAACUUUGUCUGGAUGAUUCAAAUUUUGUUGUUAUGAUAUACAGUUACAUAACUUGAGGUCAGGUAUUGGGUCACUUUGGAUAGUGGUUUAUUUUGAAACUAUAUAUAUCGAAACAAAGCUUUAUUAGCUUACCAAGGAUAUUGUUCCUGUAAGACAAUACAGGUUAGAUGUGGUCUGGCACGUUCUUGACCUUGGAGUCUCAAUUCUAAACAAUGUCUAGAAGCAAUAUCAAUUUGCCUUGCAAAAUUGAAAUUCUGUUUUGAAAGCAGCUCUUUUUGAUAAAGACUAUGGUUUAAGCUUCAUGUACCAAAGAAAGUAAGGUCCUAUAAAAUGAGUCUUAAACGAAUUUUAAUGUCAGUUUAUGCAUGUUUUGGUACUUCACGUAAUGACUUAAACGUCACGUACUGUAAAGGAUAACUUGUCACGCGAAACAAAAAAUACGGAGUGACCAGACACGUAUAUUCACGUUACACAAGUCUUUCGGUGAAAAAAAAGUUUUUCUAUUUUAGGUCGUAAAGGAGAGCGGGGACCAAAAGGACAGAAAGGUGAUGUUAAAUGAAGGAGGAAGUUGAUGGUAUAAUUUUGAAAAGUCACCCUUAAUCGUACGAAUUUCAUAUUUAUUUUUCCAUUCACACAAAAGCUUAAACGUGUUUUAAAGCUGUUUUGUUAAACACGAUUUAAAUUUGUUUUCUUCAUAGAAGCAGCUUAAACCGAUGUUUGUCGACUUCAAAUUUAGCACAUUAAAGUACAAGUUAGUGACUACUUGAAGCCGAUGGAAAAUUCAGUUUUUCAGCUCUCUGUAUCUUAUUUUCAUUCAAUUAAUCCGGAUUUAACUAAACAUGUCUUACUAGUGUGAAUGGGGUAUAUGAAACUUAAGACUGUUGUCAGAGCCAGCAAAGCAAGUGCUUAAAUUAUUCGUAUAUUUGAGCGCGAGUCUUUUUAAUGUUUGCAAAUAGACACGCGCGGACAUACGCAAAGAGGACAUUUAUCCUCACGGUAUCUUUCCCUAUGUGUGCGCCUUUGUGAUUCACUUGCUGUUUAAGCGCAUGACUAGGAUGUAAUUAGGAGUAGCCUCUAGGUCAAGAUCCUGUGUAGAAACUUGUUAUAUUCAAUUCAACAGAGGCUCUAAUGUGUGUAAAUAACAAUCUGCUUUUUUUCUGUGCAGGAUCGACCGGACGAAAGGGAAGGGCAGGUAAAAAAAACUUGUUUUUCAAAAUUAGAAAGAAAAAGUAUUUGUAUCUCUUUUAAAUACUGCAUCCAGUUAUGAUAGUGGCAGGAAAAAUAUAAUUUGUUGAGUAACCUACAAUCUUACGAAUGGUUAUCAGGGUCAUGAAAGAUCAACACCAUCAGUGAUCGUCAUCAUCACCAGCAUCAUUAUCAUUAUCGUUAGCGGAUCCCUUUAAUCAACAACUUGAGUAGAACGUGUAUACAUAUCAUACAGGCGCGGUUACCAAACCGAAAGCACUUUUCUUAUUCGUUUCGUUUUUUUUUUUUUUUUCCUCAGGACCUAAAGGUGACACGGGAGCACUCGGCAACACUGGACCGCCGGGAAGGGAUGGACAGAAAGGGAAAAUGGGUACGAGCGUUGUGUUUACUUUAAUUAGUAGUGGCAGCUCAUCAAGACUGCCCCUAGGAAUCUUGUCUAAUGCUUCAGAUGGUCUCAUACCACCGUUCCUUACUUUAAAAUACUAGUCUUGAUCAAUCCCCUCAAGAUAAGAUAUUUUCUCUUCGACAUUAAAAGACAAUGGACGAAUAACCUCUUACCUAGGUCUCUAUUGCUUCUCUUUCAGGUGAGCGAGGAGAGCCUGGGCCUCCAGGUAGUGCAGAAGUCUCUACUGGGCACCUACACAAAAUAUAUGAUAGCUCUGAUUAAAAUUUUUUCUUGGAAAUGCACCAUUCAUCAGUUCCACUUACCAUUUCAUAUAAAAAAGCGGCUGUCUCGUCAAGUGCGUAAUUCAAUCUUAAUAGGAAUGACACACAUGACACAUUUUGUGGACUAAAACGAAAAAACCGGAGCAAAAUUUGAGAAAACGAGCGACAUAAAGGCCAAGUUUUUUAACUUUUCCUGUUUAUCUUUUCUUAUAUUACUGCACUGAGUGUUUGCACACCAGUCAUAAGUGUAAUCAAAUAGUUUUUAUUGACAAUUUCUUUGCCUUUACGUUUAAAACAGGACAACCAGGCUCAAUGUUUCGGGUGAGUGUUUCUUACAAUAUAUUGAUGAUGAUAUGCCUCUUUUUUCGCCCAUUGGUUUUAUACUAAAUACUUAAACACUAACUCUCUGCGGGUUUUUUUUCUUAAUUUUUAAAUUUUAAGUCUUGAUGAUACCACUAAGAUUAUCCUGCUUGAAUUCAUUUUCUCAAACUUUUGUUUGUAUCUCAAUUCAGUCCACAGACUCGGCUCACAUCGUUGGUUAUGGUGAGCAUAUAAAUCCCCCAAGAGGUACAACAAAAUGUUAGUGUUAAUCUCUUUUCUAUUUUCUGGGUUUUUGUGAACGUGCACUAUAUAAUAGCCUCGAAGUUACGCGUAAUUAUUUUUAAGGCAAAGUCGAGCUGACUUACAACGUCAGGCGAUCUGAUCAUUGCAAACUGUGAACAACCUUCGUUUUUAGCGCGCAAAGGAAAAUCCUUAUCAUCGAUCCUUCAAAGGCGAUGUUAUUAGAGAGAUGACAUUAGGAAUAGGUACUCGUUGAAAUCAUCAAUUUCCCUGAGUUAUGGUGAAAUUAUGAUGAUUAUUCAUGUUUGUCUUUUAACUUUUACAAAUUCAAAUUCUUUCCUAGACGCACAUGGGGUGAGAGAGGAGGAAGGGGGGGGGGAAGGAAGGUUCCAGCGAUAGCGUUUAACCUCCUAUCUCCUCCGUACCCCUAACAACGCCCAUUGUACCAAUUUUGAAAUUAACACCCUCUUCUCUCUGCUCUCCUCAGUCCACCGCAUCACGAACUGGAAAUUAGGCCACAUAACCGGUAGUAUCAAAUUCGUCAGCAACAGCUUCCUUGUGAUUGGCACAACUGGCUACUACUUCGUGUACAGCCAACUCUUCUAUUAUGCAGGGGACACUCUCCUUAUGGGCCAUUACACAUACAUCAACGAGGAACCGGUCAUGCGCAGUCUGAGCAGUGUCGUCAGCGAGGAGAGAAAGUACAACACGAAUUAUCACGGCGCAGUGUUCAUGCUCAGAAGCGGUGACAAAAUAUCUGUGCGCAUCCCGUUCACAAAGUCCUACUUCAUGCACAAGGAAACCAGUUAUUUUGGUGCUUUCCUUAUCAGCCCCGUGUUAAACACGACCAGUUUUGUUCGAACGACUAACACAACUCAGGAUUUCCCAUAGAGCGGUUUUCAAUCGAGUGUUGAAAGUUAAGUAAUGCGGAAAUGAAAUGUUUUUUUUUUACUUCGCACCGUGAUUGAUUUGAAAAUCUUGUCCCACUCUCUCGACCAAUGAGAUGCAAAACAAAAAUAAAUCGUUGACUUGGCAUUCACCUUUUACUCCAGCUCGCCUCAAGCAAUUAAGGUGGGGGAGGGGGGGGUUGGAAGAUUUUGGGGAUCUCAUGCUUUUCAGGGAGAGGAGAUAGGUGUGAAAAACAUUACAGAGCUAAGGGAGGAUCAGGUAAAUCUAUCGUACAACAACCAAAAUCUUCCGAACCCCCCAGCCCUCAGGGGAUAAAUAAAGACAUGUCCCUAAGCUUGUUUUUACAUCAGAUUUUCAUUUCCUCUAGUAUUACUUUGCUUUGAUUGGCUGUUGUCAUUAUUUUGGUUUGGUUUUAGCGACACUCGAUCGAAAUGCGCAAUGACCUUGAAAUACAAGUUAUACGUUUAUUUUGUAGACUUAAAUGUUUUAAACUUUAUCUAGUAACAGGUUUAUCAGCAGAGUUUCUAUUACUUGAAUAACGUCACAUACAGAAAGUCAAAAGUGUUAGGAAAGGGAAAAGUUAUUUUCAUAGUGCACUGUUCAACUCAAAUAUAAACAAAUCUGCGUUUGCGAAUACUUCUCGCGGGCGGACACCUGCUAUUUGCAUUCGACGAUUAUUUUGCAUUUUUAUUUGCUCUUUGUGACGUGCAAAAUUUCCUACCAAGUGAAGGAGACGACAACAUAACUUCGGGAAGUUGGAAAAAAAUGGAAAGAAUAAGCCAGUUAGAAUGGUGUAGAUUUAAAAAAAUUCUAAUGAGAUUCUUGAAAACGUACUCCAAAGUUUCAAGAUUCCAAAAAAAGUGCAAUAGUUCCUUCAAGUUCCCAAACUUAAGAAAAAAAAAAGUUUCGGUGGUCAUUGACAACUGAAUUUCGAUUUUCAGGUUACUUCUCGCAUGUUACGUUCUGCAGUUAUCACAAUGUACAAAAAUAAGAAAUUAGUACAAUAGUUUUAUGUCUUUAAAACAUGACCGUAUUUAUUUUGGCGGACGUAUACAGUGCAAUUGUAAUCGUUCAGUUGCGUGAUGCAAACAUUAAUAGCAUCUCCCCUUCCCACCCCUCGUGAGGAGGUGGAAAGGCGACGGGGAGGGCUUGAGGAAUGUUGUGUGUGAGUCACAUCAAGGGUAUGCGUCAAUGUUUUUAGUAUUGUUGUUCUUGAGGACAUCCAACUUUAAGGUCACCUUCGUUGUCUGUAUUUACAGUAACGCACAAUGCUUGUGACCCUUACAGUGAAUAAGUUAUACGUCUGCCAAAAGAAACACGGGACCUUAAUAAUGUUUUAAAAUUAUCGAAGUGUGCGUAAGGUGCCUAGUAAAUUGCAAGGAAUUAUGUACACAUAUAUAAUUAUAUACAAUAUAAUUAUAUAUUUUUGAGGGAAAAUCUUGCAGAAUCAGUUGUAAGUUUUGGUGUUGGUAUAUCUUGCAAAAACUUAAAUUGGUUUUAAAUGAGGGGUGAGGGGUUUGUCAAUAUAGAGUAGAGGAGACCUGUCGGUUUUGAUAACCGUCAUUCGGAUGAUUGCACACUAAUUAAAA
Molecule: messenger RNA, 9117 nt
Organism: Pocillopora meandrina
Lineage: Eukaryota; Metazoa; Cnidaria; Anthozoa; Scleractinia; Pocilloporidae
Source: the annotation of a GenBank genome assembly